Canis lupus familiaris (dog) is the source of this 1359-nucleotide messenger RNA. RefSeq names its product derlin 2 (gene DERL2). The transcript has 8 exons. NCBI's taxonomy places the organism in Eukaryota, Metazoa, Chordata, Mammalia, Carnivora, Canidae. Gene Ontology annotation, cellular component: endoplasmic reticulum membrane; Hrd1p ubiquitin ligase ERAD-L complex. Gene Ontology annotation, biological process: endoplasmic reticulum unfolded protein response. The coding region runs from base 65 to 949 and encodes 294 amino acids. Gene Ontology annotation, molecular function: misfolded protein binding; ubiquitin-specific protease binding. The record is from RefSeq and is a predicted model, not a curated record.
CCGCCCCGCCGCCGGGGCUGACUGGCGGAAGGGGAAGUGGGGGGGGCCGGCGGCGGUGGGGAAGAUGGCGUACCAGAGCCUCCGGCUGGAGUACCUGCAGAUCCCGCCGGUCAGCCGCGCCUACACCACCGCCUGCGUCCUCACCACCGCCGCUGUGCAGUUGGAAUUGAUCACCCCUUUCCAAUUGUACUUCAAUCCUGAGUUAAUCUUUAAACACUUCCAAAUAUGGAGGCUAAUCACCAAUUUCUUAUUUUUUGGUCCAGUUGGAUUCAAUUUUUUAUUUAACAUGAUUUUUCUGUACCGCUACUGUCGAAUGCUAGAAGAAGGCUCUUUCCGAGGUCGGACAGCAGACUUUGUAUUUAUGUUCCUUUUUGGUGGAUUCUUAAUGACUCUUUUUGGUUUGUUUGUGAGCUUAGUUUUCCUGGGACAGGCCUUUACAAUAAUGCUUGUCUACGUAUGGAGCCGAAGGAACCCGUAUGUCCGCAUGAACUUUUUUGGCCUUCUCAAUUUCCAGGCGCCCUUUCUGCCCUGGGUGCUCAUGGGCUUUUCCUUGUUGCUGGGGAACUCCAUCAUCGUGGACCUCUUGGGCAUCGCAGUUGGACACAUAUAUUUUUUCUUGGAAGAUGUAUUUCCCAAUCAGCCUGGUGGAAUAAGAAUCCUGAAAACACCAUCUAUUUUGAUCUCCCAGGCUCCUCCUCUCCCUGAUGCUGUUUCUGCAAGGUACUCUGGUUCCUUCCUAGUGGGGAGUGGUGCCUGGAAGUCAAGAUGCGGGCACUGGGUGUGCUCAUUGCUUGCGGAGUUACCGGACCGUGAACAGAGCGAGGGAAGUCUGCGUGCCUGUGGGAAGGCUAUUUUUGAUACACCAGACGAGGAUCCAAAUUACAAUCCACUACCUGAAGAGCGGCCAGGAGGCUUUGCCUGGGGUGAGGGCCAGCGCCUCGGUGGUUAAAGCAACAGUGCCAAUAAUGAGACCCAGCUGGGAAGGACUCAGUGACAUGCCCUUUGGGAUUCUUUUAUCCUUUGUGUUGCAAAAGUGCGGACACUUUUGACGGCUUGGCAGGUUUUAACUCCAGAAGCACUUUAUGGAAUGGUACACUAAUGGAUCCAGAAGACACUUGGAGCAGCCGGCCAGUGGCUCCUCACUACCCUGGCAGUGAAGGUAUAAUCUCUCCAAGCCAAACCACUGGAGAAACAAGUACCCUGCUGCCUCUGGCGAACAAGUACAGGAGUGCUUGAGUUCUGGGGUGUAAGGCAGAGCUUUCUCUUCCUCUUCUUCUUUGAUAGACGAGGCCAUGGUGUAAAUGGAAGUUUCAGAGAGGACAAAAUAAAACUGAAUUCCAUCUCUCUCUUCUCACUGAA